AAGAUUUGAAGUUUGAGUUUUUGACAUGUUGUACAAGUUGAAUAAAUUAUUUAUUUUUGAUGUUUUAUGAAAAUUUUACACUACAAUGAAGAAAUUAGAUCCGUAUUCAUUAAUAGUUUUAUUAUUUAUAUUUUUUUAUUCUAUUCAAGCCAAAAAAUUAUGUAUUUUGAAUGAUGUUAGUGGCGAUACAGGUUGUACAGAAUUUGAGACAUGUACUCAAGUGAAUGUCACCUCUGAUCAUGGUAUUUGUGAUUGCAAGACUGAUUAUCAACGUUCACCAAUUAAUAAUACAUGCAUUUAUAUAAAUCCUGAAGAGAGUGCUUUAAAAUCAGACGAUGAAACAACGUCAUCACCCAACAUGGAUGCUAACAGCGAUCCAUCGAAUACAUUAACGAUUAUAGUUUUAACAUUAUUAAUAUUCAUAUUUGCAUUUGUAAUUGUGUUUGGUACAUAUAUUGCUGAAAGAAAGUAUCGUUUUAUUACAAAAAUACGUUCACAAUUGUAUAAUCGAACAACGACCAAUUAUGAUGAUGUUAUGAUUGGCCAGGAUGAUGACGACGAUGAUGAUCCUCCAUUAGCGUAAAACAAGAGUCUGCUAAUUGGUAAUUAACUCGUACAAAAGGGUCCCCAGUAUAUACAGAGUAUCUUUUUUAAGUUGACAUAUGCUAGAAAAACUUUUAUCGAUAAAAAUCCUUCAAGCGAAAAAUGUUGGUCGUGUUUCCAAGCUCAAUGAAAAGCUCACUCUAAU
Chrysoperla carnea is the source of this 748-nucleotide messenger RNA. RefSeq lists its product as uncharacterized. Bases 86 to 583 code for a protein of 165 amino acids. The transcript is spliced from 2 exons. The record is from RefSeq and is a predicted model, not a curated record. NCBI's taxonomy places the organism in Eukaryota, Metazoa, Arthropoda, Insecta, Neuroptera, Chrysopidae.